AUGCGUUUUGUGUCCGCAGAUGACGACGAAUGUGCACUGAAGACAGACACCUGUGGCGUCUUGGGUCCGGAUUGGAUCUGUAGAAAUACACUUGGUUCCUUUCGGUGCGAUAAGAAACGUUGCACGGGGCCGAAUUGCCGAGUUCUUCAAGGAGGCUUUAACAACAUGAAUCAGAGCAAUCGAAGCAGCGUGAAAUGUCUUCGUGGUUACGAAACGGACCAAAACAAUAAGUGCACAGACAUAAACGAAUGCAGAUUGGCCAAUCGGUGCUUGAAAAACGAAAUGUGUAUCAACACAAAUGGAAGUUACUACUGUUUGCCCAGAUCAAAAAAUUCUCUGCGGUGA
Macrosiphum euphorbiae (potato aphid) is the source of this 345-nucleotide messenger RNA. The record is from the annotation of a GenBank genome assembly. NCBI's taxonomy places the organism in Eukaryota, Metazoa, Arthropoda, Insecta, Hemiptera, Aphididae.